Molecule: messenger RNA, 2899 nt
Organism: Paramisgurnus dabryanus
Lineage: Eukaryota; Metazoa; Chordata; Actinopteri; Cypriniformes; Cobitidae
Gene: ap5z1
Product: adaptor related protein complex 5 subunit zeta 1
Cellular component (GO): AP-5 adaptor complex
Source: RefSeq, a predicted model, not a curated record
UUUUACAUCUAUUGAAAGCUUGUAAGAACAGUGAGCUGUAAAAAUUGUACUAUCUUGUCAAACUAAUCUGCAACGUGUUGUCUCUCCGUUGACGCUCCGUGUAGAGGCGGAACUAUUAAAUCAUGUGAUGUGCUGUCGGGACAUCACAGCUGACGGAACAAAAUAAUGUUCAUUCUUCUACAAUGUAUUGACAUGUUUUUGUUAUAUCUUGCUUAAGAUGUAUUCUGCCGCAACGGAGAGUUUAAUAAAGCAGGCAAGAGAAAUAAAGGAAGAUGAGCUGCAGAAGUUUUAUAUACGAGUCUUCAAGCAGCUUCACGCCAAAGAUCUGGGCGGAGACACCGUGGACUCACUGCAGAGACUCCGUCUGAUACUUUCUGCCACCAAAUAUACCAGAGAAAUUCCAUCAGAUCUGGUGAUGAAGCUGCAGACAAUCCUGUGCUCUUCUGCCUGUCCAGAGCAGCUUCAUGUUUUGUCCUGCUCCAUACUCCGGGAGAUCUUUCUCAGUGUGUCCAGCCUCUCUAAUCUCAGUCAUGACCACAGGACCAUUAGCUAUGUGGCCAGUGUUGUUCUUUCUCAGGCUGGAAAUAAAGAGACGGUGUUGCCUCUAUGCCACCACUUGCUGAAAAGCUUGGAGUCUCGACUGUCUGAGGGCCAGAUCUCCAAACAUGCGCUUUCUAUAUUAUCCAGAAUUAUCAGUGUUUAUCCGGAUAUUCUUACAGAUGAUCAAGUGAAUCUUGUCAGUCGUAAGAUGGUGGAUUGGUUGCGAUAUGCAAGUAUGCAACAAGGAGCCUCUGUGUCCUCUGGGGGAUUUUUUAGUGCACCGAGAACACGUCAGCCAGCUCCAUUGACUGAGGUGGAUGGUGUGGUAACCGGGGAUUUCUUCACUGUGCUGUGUGUGGGUCAGAGCUACACCGAUGAUCAGUGGAUGAACAUGUACACGUUCUCCAUGAUCAGAAAUUGGCUGCUUACUUACGACACGGAUGGGACUUCAAAUGCUGAGACAGCUCUACUAAAAAGAACAUAUAUUCAAUCACAGCACCAAGAUGAUCGCUCGGAGGUGGACAGUUCAGUGAUGUCCAUGGUGUCAGCGACAUCCUCCUCAAGCCGACUGCUUCCUCCCAAAGAAAGGCUGAGAGAGAAGGCGUUUGAGUACUGCCAGCGGCUCAUCGAGCAAAGCGACCGCAAGGCCUUGAAGAAGACAGAUACAGAGCUACAGAAAGCAUGUAUUGUUGAGGCGGUCUCUAUAAUGGACAUCAUCUGUGGCGAGGACCCGUCCUAUGUGUACCGUGCUUUUCCUUGCAUCAAAGCCCUGUACGGCAGACUGAAUGGAGAUCUGGCCUAUACCAGAGCACUGCUUCCCAUCGCUCAGUUCUACCUCAACCACAGUGAGAUGGCCGCAGUGGAUUCGGAGGCCGUGUUUCGUCAACUCUUUGGCCACUGUCCUGCCGAGCAGUUCAACGAGCCUAUGCUUGCCUUCGAGUUCACCCAGUUCUGCCUUCUCAAUGCCAGCACGCUGCAGACCAGAGUGACCGGCUACAGACAGAGCUUUCCCAACCUCCUGAAGUUCUUGGCUUGGAACAGCCCCGGGUUGAUUUCUGAAUUUGUAGAGCUACUGCCAUCAUUGGUAGCUCCCGAUACAGCCAUUGAGUUAUUGCACACCAUCCUGGAUCUGCCCUGCUUAGCAGCAGCCUUGGACCUUCAGCACAGGUCAGCUUUCUAUCAAACCUCGUGGGACCAGCAGGGGGCGAAAGUGGCUGCUUGUCUGGAUGCCUUCCGCCAGCCAUCACACAGAGGUCUGUUUCUGUACAUCCUCAGACCGGAGGCCGGGACUGGAGACACUAUAGACAGGUUGAAAAUGCUUCACGAGAUCUUAGGUGACAUGGCAGAAAUUCCACGAGUUGUACGGUGCGCUCAGGUUAUCCCGGUGCUUCUCCAUGUGUACUUCAACACUGUCACACAGAUGGCAGAUCAGAAACUGAUGAACCAGCUGAUGCUGGUGCUGCUUGAGAGAAGCAGUCUGCUGUACAACAUCAAGACAUUCAAUGCAGAAGUUCAAAGGGUGUUCAGCACUCACUUGCAGACCUUGUGUAAACUCUACCCUCCACUGAUCGUGGAUCAGUCCAGAGAGCUUCUAGAUUUCGCUGGUUCCCCUUCAAACAUUUACAGUAAAGAAGACUUUUAUACUCAUGUGGUGUGGGUCAUCGGUGAGUAUCUGUCUGUUUCAUACGACCCCCGCUGCAGCGUCGAGCUCAUCACCUCGUUUUUCGAGAGUUUGGAGGCGGUGCUGUUUGAGAUCACGCAGGUGCGACAGUCAGCCAGCCCCCCGAGUUUCUCCCCUCGACUCAUCACAGUGCUCAUGACCACAUUGGCGAAACUGGCCACACGAAGUCAGGACCUCAUCCCCAGGGCGUCGCUCUUCCUGUCUAAGAUGCGUCUGUUCGCUCGCAGUGCUCCUGUGAUUGCCUGCUACAGCGAGGAGGACACUGAGGAGAUCAUCACUCGAGCCCAUGAACUCAUUAAUCUACUCAAGUUACCAAAUGUAGCUCAGUUUGUGUUGGCCCCUGCAGCGGGAGUGGACGGGCCCCGCUGGCACAGGGACACCAACACCUCAUUGCCUCAGAGCAUGAGAACAGUCAGCACACUUCUCCAAAGACACUCAAGCUUACUGCCCACAUAAAUCCUGACUUCUGGAUUAUACUGAGAGACAUGUUAUCUGAAAGACGGAGGAAGAGACGACAUGAGAAACUAAAAAUGCUAAGCACAGCGACUGAACACGAGUUUCAGUUCUGCUUGUCUUCUGGAGAUUGAGACAAACAGGAGGCAAGAUUUGUAAUCAAGUUUUUUUUUCUUGAUUUAUUGAUAUGAUUGUCAGAGAAUUGUCAAUAAAAUUUAAACAUUG